AUGGUCACCGAUCAUUUGGGGCGGAAUCAGCGGGUCUUUCCACUCCUGAGCAAGUACCUGUGCGACCACACCGAGUCGUGCAUGGUGACAUGCACAUGGUCAGCCACGUCGAACCAACCUUGCUCUAUGUGCCUUGUGAGCAAGUGGGACCUGGCGGAUCUGACCCUGGAAAGCACCCCACGCACCGUGAAAGGCCAAAAGGACGUGUACGUGCGGAUCGAGGGUACCAACCCAAAGAAGCGCAAGAGAGUUAUGUCUGCAUGGUGCACCCACUUUGUGCAGGUGGGUGACCCUCUGAGCGGCUUGUGCGCACUGUGGGAAUGGGCGCACGUCGACACACCCUGGGGGAACCUCUACGAGGUCAUCGGAAUAUGCAUCAUGCACGUGGUGGACGAGGGGGUGUGGCUGCACACCAUGCGAUGCCUGCACGCAGCUGGUGUGGACGUGUUUGCUCAUGCCGUACUGACCCGUUGCAUUGCUUGUGGCCGCAGCCAGUGCGAGGCCGUCAUGGCAGUGACGCCACCGUCUCUUCUCCGUCAUCCGGACCCGUCGGCAUACUUUGGGACGGUGUCCCAGUAUGCCGCAUGGGAGCACCGGGCCAUGAUGCAGAUUGUCCCGCUGGUCGCUCACCUGCCUGGACACGAGGACAUUGCCCGAGUGGUCAUCCUCUUCAACGAGUGGUACCGCGCAUAUUUCCGCGUGGCGUAUUACACGGAGGCGUCUCUUCAAGAGGCAACGAGGAAGACCAUUGUGCUGGUCGCGGAGCUGAAGCUCGUCUUCCCCAAGCAGUCGUCGCAGUGGCGACUGUCGAAGGUGCAUCUUCUCCGGCACCUCCCGCAUGCGAUCAGGAUGCAUGGCAUCCCGUCCGAGCAAUCGACCAACACAUACGAGGCCUUGCAUAAGCGAUUCUGCAAAUGGCCUGCACGGAACUCGAACUGGCGGGACGUGGGCAGAGACAUUGCGGUUCGCCACGCAGGCAACGAGGCAAUCAGGGGCCUGGGUCGGGCCGAGGGCGGUAGGACGUACGAGACGGCCAUGCGCACGGUGAGCCAUGACGGGUCGUGCAUGAGUGUAGCGCUCCCGAGCCAUGUGACAUUACUUACAGCAUGGUGUCCCGUAUUGGCUGUCGGGUCUCACGGUGAUGGAGGGUUCUCUUUUAUGCUCUUUUCCAUUCCCAUCGUACGGUGCGUGGGCACAGGGGGUGAAGCACAACACCAGGGUGCUUACCCGACGUUCACGGCGCAUGGCGGUGGGGGAUGCGCAGGACCCCGUCUGGGCAGAAUAUGGCGCCGUGCUGGGCAGCGGGGUGAUGGACGGUAUCGCACGGGUGAUGCAGCGUGUGGGGAUCGAUGCGUCAGGCGUGCAGGUGAUGCCUCGUCGAUGAGUGGGUGCAAGGGGGCCGGUUCGGGAUUGGGAUUUCGGGUUCACACAGCGAUGGCGAUACCCCCCCAUGACCGCCUCUUGGGCCGCGGGCCAGGGCACAUGGUGAAGGCAGCGCCGGGUGAGGGGAAGUUCAGCUACGUGUCGAUUGCUGGGGGGGAGGGCGAGUGGUAUGCUCGGUGCAUCAUGCUAUUCCAUUUCAUUGACGGCGAGGCCCAGAUUCACAGGCGCGCCGUGGUGCGGUAUUUCGACGAGCAUCCCACUCCAUGCCCCGUGACUGGAUGCGCGAGGCUACUGCCGACUGUGGGAGAGGACGAGUACGCAGUUGUCGAGGUGGACAGCAUUCUGUCCCUUGCCCACAUUGUCCCGUGUUCCACUGAGCCCCGGUUCUCUUUGGUGAACCGGUUUCUGUUUGAUGAGUGA
Messenger RNA from Closterium sp. Yama58-4, 1803 nucleotides. Lineage: Eukaryota; Viridiplantae; Streptophyta; Zygnematophyceae; Desmidiales; Closteriaceae. The record is from the annotation of a GenBank genome assembly.